GCGCCAUGAAGGCCUUCGACGCGCUGAUCCCGACGAGGUUCAUGGCGUCGAUCUGCUUUCUCAUUUCGGUGAUGAUGGUGUUUUCUACCAUGGCAGACAACAUUAUCGUAUCUUUGCCUUCGACCUACUCACAGACAAGCUAUGAUUCAUACAAAUCAUCUCUAAACUUGGUUUUAUCUUUGCAUAUCAUUUGUAUUUGCUUCAAUCUAGCAGGUUUCUUGUUUGGGUUCUCGAUGUUCAUUCCAUCGCACACGAUCCUUGUCAUCAUCUCUCAUACAAUUGGAUGCAUUUACUCUUGUGUGGCCAUCAUGGAAACAUGGCAUUACCUGAACUUCUGGUAUAUCUGGGCUUUCUUCUCAGCACCAGUUGCAUUCAUUGAGGCUUGCAUAGUCAUUGGGACCUUCAGCCUUGGAAGCUUGAACAUUACUUGAGCGAGAGGAUGAGGAAACAUCUAAUGAGAUUCGAGAGUUUAAUAAGUGUAAAUUAGCUGUUGAAAGAAUGAAUGCAAAGGUGACUG
Molecule: messenger RNA, 517 nt
Organism: Guillardia theta CCMP2712
Lineage: Eukaryota; Cryptophyceae; Pyrenomonadales; Geminigeraceae
Exons: 4
Coding region: 6-431 (141 amino acids)
Biological process (GO): protein localization to ciliary transition zone; non-motile cilium assembly
Cellular component (GO): MKS complex
Source: RefSeq, a predicted model, not a curated record